This is a messenger RNA of Tetrapisispora phaffii CBS 4417, 255 nucleotides long. RefSeq lists its product as uncharacterized. The coding region runs from base 1 to 255 and encodes 84 amino acids. The transcript has a single exon. Lineage: Eukaryota; Fungi; Ascomycota; Saccharomycetes; Saccharomycetales; Saccharomycetaceae. The record is from RefSeq and is a predicted model, not a curated record.
AUGUCAAAUAAUAAUGAAUCUGACAUACAGAAAGAAAAUGAUCUACAAACGAACGAUGAGCAAGCGAUCUUAAACUGUCCUCAAUGCGAUAGUUUUCUACAGAAAUGUUUAAUACAACAGAACUAUGCUAUGGUAUUGUGUCCAAAUAGAGAAUGUUUAUAUCCUUUUAAUGAGGUUAGCAGUACAGACAAUCUAUUCUAUGUGGAAGGUUCAGAGAUGUUAAAUGCUGCUACUGAAAGACUAUCCACCAAGUAG